CUUCUGUUCCGCUGCGGCAAGUUCCCGCGUCCGCUGCCGACAGUCCCGCCGCGGUCCAGGUAUUUUUUUCUGAACAGAAGCUGCAUCAACAUAUGUUUCAAGGAUGGCUCUUCCUAUCAUCGUAAAAUGGGGUGGACAGGAAUAUUCAGUGACCACACUUUCAGAAGAUGAUACUGUGCUGGAUCUCAAACAGUUUCUCAAGACCCUUACAGGAGUGCUACCAGAACGACAGAAAUUACUUGGACUUAAAGUUAAAGGCAAACCUGCAGAAAAUGAUGUUAAGCUUGGAGCUCUCAAACUGAAACCAAAUACUAAAAUCAUGAUGAUGGGAACUCGUGAGGAGAGCUUGGAAGAUGUCUUAGGUCCACCUCCUGACAAUGAUGAUGUUGUCAAUGACUUUGAUAUUGAAGAUGAAGUAGUUGAAGUAGAAAAUAGGGAAGAAAAUCUACUAAAAAUUUCUCGCAGAGUAAAGGAGUACAAAGUGGAAAUUUUGAAUCCACCCAGGGAAGGGAAAAAACUUUUGGUACUAGAUGUUGAUUAUACAUUAUUUGACCAUAGGUCUUGUGCAGAGACUGGAGUAGAAUUAAUGCGGCCAUAUCUUCAUGAAUUUCUAACGUCUGCAUAUGAGGAUUAUGACAUUGUUAUCUGGUCUGCAACAAAUAUGAAGUGGAUUGAAGCUAAAAUGAAAGAGCUGGGAGUGAGCACAAAUGCAAAUUAUAAGAUUACCUUCAUGUUGGACAGUGCUGCUAUGAUAACAGUGCAUACACCAAGGAGAGGAUUAAUAGAUGUAAAGCCUCUUGGUGUUAUAUGGGGAAAGUUCUCGGAGUUUUACAGCAAAAAGAACACCAUUAUGUUUGAUGACAUAGGAAGAAAUUUUCUAAUGAACCCACAGAAUGGACUAAAGAUAAGGCCUUUUAUGAAAGCACACCUAAAUCGAGAUAAAGACAAAGAACUUUUAAAAUUAACUCAGUACCUCAAGGAAAUAGCAAAAUUAGAUGACUUUUUGGACCUAAAUCACAAAUAUUGGGAAAGGUAUCUCUCAAAGAAGCAAGGACAGUAGUUCCAAGUUAUGCUGGCAGCUAUUGAAGAUACUUGAGAUCCACGAACUCUUGCUUUUAUGCUAGAAAUCAUUAUAAUAGUGCUGGACACUGAAGCAAAUACCAGACUGCUUAUACUUGGUCUUCCAGUUUUUUGUAAAUUUAAUUUUAUAUUUUUUGAAGAUCAUAGCAAUAUGCUAAAAAUAUUCUCUUUUUUCCCCUAUGUGAAUAUACUGUUACUCUUGAAAAAUAUUUUCUCCAGGAUUGAGUACUGAGUUUUUUCCCUCCAUGUACACAAAAAGGGGACAAAAAUGUAUAUUCAACAAUGUCAUUGUGUGACUUUGGAAACAACUUAUGUCCUGUGUUCCUGCCUUAUUUAUGUUGUUGUCGGACUAAAUCUAAGACCAAACCCAUCUUGAAACUACUGUGUUUCCUUUUAAAACAAAAUAUAUAUAUAUUUUUUUCAGUAAGGAACCUAGUUUGGUAUGCUUAAAAUCACCCAGAGUUUUUUUAUUCCUUUGACAUAAACACAAUUUCCCUUCUUCCUCCACUAUUUACAUCUCUAAAUUCUGAGCUGUCUCAGUUCGGUUGUAUGUGUGUCAAUGUUCUUUGAAUAAAACUGGAAAAUGUCAGCAGUGAUACUGAUAUGUCAUAGUAUGAAAAAUAUAAAGUAUAAGAUUGAAGAAUAAAACUAAGGAACACGAAUGUUUCUUUUUGGUGGCUAAGUAGAAACAUUUCUGCCUAAAACCAUUGUCAUAAAAGCAGUUAAAGGCAAUACUUUUUAAAAUGGGACAUAUCACUGAUCCAGCCCUAAAAAAGCAUGAACAAAAAGUUUUUGUUCUGUUUUAGCUAUAUCCUGUUAAGUGCAAACACUGUGUUUCAGUGAAAAUAUCUAGCCAUAGCUUAAAAAAAUUAUUUGCAAUGCUUAAGCCUGCAGAUAUGUAAUGUGACCACUGUUUUGUGUUGACAGUAUUGCUUUAUACAGUUCUUGUAUUUGAAAGGAAUCUGAUUCUUUCAAAUGAACAUGGUGUAUAUUGUUCUUACGGGACUAUUU
This is a messenger RNA of Molossus molossus (Pallas's mastiff bat), 2091 nucleotides long. RefSeq names its product ubiquitin like domain containing CTD phosphatase 1 (gene UBLCP1). The record is from RefSeq and is a predicted model, not a curated record. Gene Ontology annotation, molecular function: protein serine/threonine phosphatase activity; protein binding. NCBI's taxonomy places the organism in Eukaryota, Metazoa, Chordata, Mammalia, Chiroptera, Molossidae. The coding region runs from base 104 to 1060 and encodes 318 amino acids. Gene Ontology annotation, biological process: protein dephosphorylation. The transcript has 11 exons. Gene Ontology annotation, cellular component: nucleus.